CCCUACACCACCGCUGCUCCUUACUUACCACGUCACAUUCCCCGUACCAGUCAAGGGCGAAAUUCGUCCAUAGAAAAAUGUUCACAGUGAAACGCCUUUCACCUGCUCCUGCUCUCUCGGAUAUCAACAAUUUUAUUAUUCCUCGGCGUUUUAUUGCUGCAGAAACGUUCACAAUGAGUUGGGCUGAUUUGGGUAGUGAGUCAACCUGGCAACCAGCUGCUCGUGCUGCUCGAAGCCCUUAUAUUCCUCCUCACUUAAGGCACCAGAAUGCCAAUGUCGAUGCUUCCUCUUAUGGGUUUUCUUCAGAGUCGACUCCUGCGCGUUUCCACCGUUCCAACUCUUCUCGACCUGCUGGGAACGGUCGUGGUCGCGGUCGCGGGAGUGGACACUGGUCCAACCGCCAAAACUUGCGCAGCGACCCAAACCCAUAUCCAGACUCUGAUGACCUUAGUCACCUGACAGACAAGUUUGAUGAACUAGAGGUCAUAGAGGACACCUCCGCUGAAGUAUUAGCUGCCAACUUAGACGCAUAUGAGGACAUUCCGGUGGAAACAAGCGGUGAUGAUAUACCGCCACCGGUGAAGUCGUUUUCUGAUAUCGACUUAGGAGAUGGGUUGAAGCAGAACAUUAAGCGGUGCAAGUAUUUGAAGCCUACUCCGAUCCAGCGACACGCAAUCCCCAUGGCACUUGCGGGUCGGGAUCUGAUGGCCUGUGCCCAGACUGGCUCCGGGAAAACUGCUGCAUUUUGCUUUCCGAUCAUUUGCGGAGUCUUGAAAGACAGACUGUUGCCAGCGCGUUGUGGUCGCGGUCGUGGAGGGAAGAUGAUGGCGUGUCCUCUUGCGCUUAUUUUGGCUCCUACUAGAGAGUUGUCUUGUCAGAUACAUGAGGAGGCAAAGAAAUUCGCCUAUCAGACUGGUGCCAAGAUUGUUGUUGCUUAUGGCGGGGCGCCCAUUGCUCAGCAGUUACAUAAUCUGGAAAGAGGUGUUGACAUCUUAGUUGCAACUCCUGGGCGUUUGGUAGAUAUGAUUGAGAGAGCAAGGGUUUCUCUUAGGAUGAUAAAAUACCUGGCAUUGGAUGAAGCUGACCGCAUGUUGGAUAUGGGUUUCGAGCCUCAAAUUCGGAAGAUCGUUGAGCAAAUGGACAUGCCCCCACCAGGGACAAGGCAGACAAUGCUAUUUAGUGCUACAUUUCCAAAUGAGAUUCAGAGACUUGCUUCUGAUUUUCUUUCAAACUACAUAUUUCUGUCAGUUGGGAGGGUCGGUUCUAGCACAGAUUUGAUUAUACAAAAAGUUGAAUUAGUUCAGGAGAUGGACAAAAGAAACUACCUGUUGGAUCUUCUUUGUGCUCUGAAGCAUAAUGAAACCUAUGGAAAGCAUGCCUUGACUCUUGUUUUUGUGGAAACAAAGAGAGGAGCAGAUGCUUUAGAACACUGGUUGAGCAGGAAUGGUUUUCUUGCCAUUGCAAUUCAUGGUGACAAAGGGCAAAUGGAAAGGGAACGUGCUCUGAGAUCCUUUAAAACUGGUGUCACUCCAAUCUUAGUGGCGACUGAUGUUGCUUCCAGGGGUCUAGAUAUCCCCCAUGUGUCUCAUGUCAUCAAUUUUGACUUGCCAAAGGACAUAGAUGACUAUGUACACAGGAUAGGUCGAACUGGCCGUGCUGGGAAAUCUGGCCUGGCAACAGCAUUCUUCAGUGACAAGAACCUUCCACUUGCAAAGGCACUUGUGGAGCUAAUGAAAGAAUCAAAUCAGGAAAUACCCUCUUGGCUUAAUGAAUAUGCUGAGAAUUCAUCUUACGGUAGUGGUGGUGGUGGUCGUGCCAAACGAUAUGGAGGCAAGUUUGGUGGCCACGAUUUUAGGAAAGGUGCACAAUCUGGGAGUGGGAAAGGAUAUUACUCAAGCACUUAUGGUGAUGCCGGCCCUGUCUCAGAUGCUUAUGCUGCUUCUGGAGCAGUUCCUUACGCUGUCUAUGGCAGUUCAGACUAUUAUGCUCCUACUGAUAGCAAUAGUUAUACCAAUGCUGACUAUGUUGCUGAUAGUAACGAAAUGCCCUAUGCAGCAGCAUCAUCUCCUGGAUAUGGAUACGGUUAUGGAUCAGUUGUUCCUAGCGGAUGGGAUUAAAUAAGCAUCCUUCUCUUUUGUUGUUUCAUUUUAUACAUUAGAAAAGGUCUUGGGAUUAGAUAAGGUCUUUGAUUGCUUUAUGACAAUUAAGAAUACAGUAGUACUAUUCAAGACUAGUAGUUUAUAGGUGGGUAAUAGAUUUUGAUAAAUAGUUGUUUACAGGGAAUUGUUGAAGGAUUUAUAUAGGCUUCUAGUGUUAUGGGGCACUGUUUAUCAGUUUGCUCCUGGGGCAGAACCCGUUCUAACCAGUAUGGUUUUGAGGUUGUUUGGUGUUAGCCAUUUUUUGUUUGCUCCAUUUUGGCUGGCAUUCUUAUAUUGGAAAAGCUUCUUAGCUGACAUGAAUGAAUCUCCUGUUACAUU
Rubroshorea leprosula is the source of this 2477-nucleotide messenger RNA. The record is from the annotation of a GenBank genome assembly. Lineage: Eukaryota; Viridiplantae; Streptophyta; Magnoliopsida; Malvales; Dipterocarpaceae.